This is a messenger RNA of Suillus plorans, 2617 nucleotides long. Its product is annotated as heterokaryon incompatibility protein-domain-containing protein. The transcript has 7 exons. NCBI's taxonomy places the organism in Eukaryota, Fungi, Basidiomycota, Agaricomycetes, Boletales, Suillaceae. Gene Ontology annotation, molecular function: protein binding. Bases 238 to 2487 code for a protein of 749 amino acids. The record is from RefSeq and is a predicted model, not a curated record.
AGACUUGAAUAAAACUCGUCUUCUACUCUUGAUUAAGGCCAUUGCCCUUUUUAAUGCAAAUCAACAUGACGAGGCAAUCCUGCGUGUCCAAGACCUAGCUACCACUCGUCCCAAUCCGAAUUCUCUUGCUUGUAGUAUUGUGGAAGUGAGCGCUCCUGACAGUUAACUGCAUAUUCAUGCGUCGAUAAUGAUUUUGCGAACCUUGCACGUCAGGCUUAUCUACACGUCCAAGUGGGAAUGAAUGCAUUAGCCGAUGCACGUCACAAUGAAGCUGCUGGCCACUUCACUGCUGCUAUCAACACUAUCAAUUUCUCAUCUAUGGCGGCCAUCCAUUCUAAGUAUGAUAUCUUUGUGGUGUUAUUCGGGUGGGACCUCAAGUCCUUGUGGCGAACUGCACACCAGAAUGGGUGUCACGCGCUCCUUCGGGCAGGUAGACUUUCAGAAGCCAUUAAAGCAUACCGAUACAUGAUGGAUAUGGCUGAUGAGGCCACGAAAGCAUACUGCCUUGAUUGGUCCACAGCUUUCAAGGAAGAUUGUCGUUUGCUCCAUGCUUCCGCCGGAGUGACUGAUCUCGCUGCGGGCGGAGAUGAUGCCCUCGCUGCAGGUAAUUAUGACAGGGCUAUCGAGCUUUACUCUGCGGCAAUCGACGUCUAUUUGACAACCGAUACCAUCUUUGCGAACCGCAGUCAGGCGAGGUCGGGAAAAAUGCUAUGGGACGACGCACUCCUUGAUGCGGAAAUGGUCAUCAAACUCAACCCCUCAUCUUACAUUGGAUAUCAGUUGAAACAUACAGCACUUCAUGGCGCCCGUCGAUACGAUGAAGCCAUCGAAGCCUUCAAAGUUAUGCUCUCCAAGUUGGAAAAUGCUCCCGACAUGGAAACAAAAAACUUGCACCAACAGUAUGUUGGUCUAUCCGAAGCAGAAGAAGCUAUUCAAAAGGCCAUCAAGGCUCAACUCGACGACGCCCCACAUCGUCUAAUCAAUACCUCCACUGGACGCUUAUGUAAUCGCGAGGUUCAGAUCAAUGCCUUCAAAACGAGCACAGAGUAUAAGGAACUUUUGUCAUCCACAGUGAAGGACCUUCGAACGGAGCGCAUCCAACAUGCGGUGGCGAUGUACUUCCGUUAUGUCAUGCUAUCGCACAGGUGGGAAGGGACGGAGCCGUUGCUGCAUGACAUCCAGGGCAAGGUGAUAUACGAGUUGGACCCAGUUAGCGGCUUCGCGAAAUUGCAGUCAUUCUGUAAAACUGCUCGUGAUAAAGGGUAUUGCUGGGCAUGGAUUGAUACGUGUUGCAUCGACCAGACCAACAACGUCGAGGUCCAACAAUCGGUUAACUCCAUGUUUAUCUGGUAUCGCCACUCAGCGCUUACCAUCAUCUACCUGUCGGAUGUUCCACCUUCAUCGCAGCCUGGCGCACUCGCAAGUAGCGCUUGGAACAUGCGAGGAUGGACAGUCCAAGAAUUCCUCGCCCCAAAAUUUGUCCUAUUUUAUCAGAAGAACUGGUCUCCAUAUCUCGAUGAUCGCUCUCCAAACCACAAGGAUUCCCUUGCAAUCAUGCAGGAGAUGGGAGAUGCAACGGGCAUAGAUGCACAGGCCCUUAGCGCCUUCCGUCCGGGGAUGAGAGACGCCCGGGAGAAACUUCAAUGGGUCUCGGCCCGUGUCACCACGCUGCCGGAAGAUAUCGCAUACUCAUUGUUUGGUAUCUUCGGCAUCAACCUGCCUGUUAUUUAUGGCGAGAAGAAGCAGAAUGCGCUCGGGAGGCUCUUGCAGGAGGUCGUAUCUCAGUCGGGUGACAUCAGUGCCCUGGACUGGGUGGGUCAAUCAUCCGAAUUCAACAGCUGUAUCCCGGCCGACGUUACUUCAUACAAAGCUCCACCAUACACCGUGCCAUCUUUGUCCGAAGGUGACAUUCAGAUGUCAAUUUCCUCGCUCCGACAUAUCAUGGCUGUAAAUUUGGCUCUGGACCUUUAUAGCCUGCUUGACGACCGGGACCCUCCUCGUUUUGCAAACUGCAGACUACAUCUGCCUUGCAUAGUAUUUCCUGUCAUAGAAGUCAUACGGAGACCUACUGAAGGCACGGAGACCUGCUUCACGUAUGAAGUCAAGGCAGACGGGCUUCGUGACCUGGAGAUCACCACGAAGCGCAAGUUACCUCAGUUCUCACAAGGAAGACCCGCUCGACAGUCAUUCUUACUCGUCCGUCCCUGGGAUCGUCGUCUACUCGAGCUGCCUGACUAUGCAGACGAUACAGAGUGUGUGGAUGAUUUUGAUCCUCUUGAGUCGCCUGGAGGACAGGGCCCGGUUGAUUCAGAAUUCAGCGAACGUGCAAUGCGAUUGAUCGUUCGCCUUGGGCAGCCGUUCAGCGCAUUCCUGCUAGUGCUACGACAUGGCAAAGAAUACAAGAGAAUCGCAUCAGAUCAUAAUAUCAUUGCACAAGUUAAAGAUGUGCACGGUAUGAUAAAUGUUAAGACAAUAGAGAUAUUGUAACUGCAAAAACAAUGUAGACACUUGGUCGAUAUACAUGGCACAUAAUUUUAUUAUUGCAGUCGCUAUAGUAAUAGCGGUCCUGCAGAAGGCACUGCCGUAUUUAGUAAUUUUUGCUUGAUGUUUGAACGCG